Molecule: messenger RNA, 1017 nt
Organism: Kluyveromyces marxianus DMKU3-1042
Lineage: Eukaryota; Fungi; Ascomycota; Saccharomycetes; Saccharomycetales; Saccharomycetaceae
Gene: POL32
Product: DNA polymerase delta subunit POL32
Exons: 1
Coding region: 1-1017 (338 amino acids)
Source: RefSeq, a predicted model, not a curated record
AUGAUUACAGAUCCGGAAAACCUUCCAGAAUCUGAAAAUAUUAAGGACUUCUUCAUUUAUGCAUUCAACCCACUAGAAACAAUCGACUUGGUGAACAAAGAGCGCACUUACGUCUCUAUCAAAAACCCUUUCAAACUAACUUAUCCUGAUGGUACCAGACCCAAAACAAGUGAUGCUAUUCCUACCGUUAUUAGCAUACCGACUCAAACCCAAGCAAAAUCUUCGGAUAAGGAUAGUAGUUCAAAACUGAAAACAAAUCCUGAACCCAAAAACGAUGUUAAGAAACGUGCUAAUACAUUCCCACUGAAUGAACCUAAGCCUAAAAAGCCUGCCAAAAGCAUGGGCUUGAAGUCCACAGAACUCUUAGCAAGAAUGAGAAGGGAGAGAGCAGAGAAAGAGAAUCAAAGACAAGAGGAAUUGGAGAGGAGAAAGAAACAGAAAGAGGAAGAAGCACAGAAGAAGAAUGUGGUAAUUAGCCAGGAAAAACAGAAACAACUGGAUCAACUGGCGCACAUGUUCGACGACGACGACGAUCUGACUUCGUUAGGCAAUAAUAAUAAUAAUAAUAAUAAUAGCACAAUGAACAAUGAAGAUGAAAAUAACGACGAAAAAGAGGAUAGUCUUCCUGUUGCAAUAGAAUCUAUUCCCUCUCAGGAACCCACAAAACAAGAGCAUACUACAAACAUCGAAGAACUAUUAGAUACAACAGCGGAUGAAUCGAUCUUAGAACUCUCACAGCCAGUAAAGAAUAACCCAGAAACAGUCGAUGUUGCGUCCUCUGAUACUUCAGAAAAACAGCAAGAUAUAGAACCGCAAGAAGUCACUUAUGUUGAUGAGGAUGGUUACAUGGUUACGAAGCGCGUAGCACCGGAAGUGAAGAAGCCAUCCAAAACAACUAGGUCGGCAAGGUCUGUACAACCCGCAAAAGAAUCAAAGCCACGCAGUAACGAUAAGAAAAAGAGCUCCGAUGGACAGCGUACCCUAGAGAGCUUCUUUUUCAGUAAGAGUAAGAAGUGA